UCGGGGCUGGCAGCACCCCAGCGCACAGCGCCGUGCCUCUGGCCGCGGGGAGUGGGGGCUGCCCCGGCUCUCGACAUGUCUGGGGCGGAGGCGCUGGGCCCCCGGGAACCCGCAGGCGCUGGGGCAUGCACGGGAGAUGUCCCCUCCCUUAAAGAAAUCGAGCAGCUCCUGAACACGGGGCGGUCCUCUUGCAACCAUGUUGAUGAAGUGUGGCCUAAUCUCUUCUUAGGAGACCUAGUUACAGCUCACAACAGAUUUGUUCUGUGGAAGAUGGGUGUGACCCAUGUGUUAAAUGCUGCCCACGGCACGGCGUACAGCCACGGAGGCCAGGACUUCUACGGAGCGACCAUUCAUUACUACGGUGUACUAGCCCACGACCUCCCAGGCUUUGAUAUAAGCCAGUUCUUUUUCUCUGCAGCACAAUUUAUCCACAAUGCCCUGAACACGCCAGGAGCAAAAAUUCUGGUACAUUGUGCAGUUGGAGUAAGCAGGUCAGCUUCCCUAGUCCUAGCAUAUCUGAUGAUAAAUCACCACCUCUCGUUGGUUGAAGCCAUCAAAACAGUGAAGCAACAUCGAUGGAUUUCACCCAAUCGUGGCUUUCUGAAACACCUGCGAAAUUUGGAUGUUCAGCUACGGCAAAAAAAGGAUGGCUGAAAGGGCAAACCCAUUUACCUUCACUGUUCUGAGUUUCAGCCUUCACAGCCAUUGUGCACAUACAGCUUCCUAUGAUCAACGCAUGUUGAAAAAAUGAAGAAAAUUGUGCAUCAAAGAAAAAAGUCAACAGAACUGUAGACGGAUUAAUUUUGAUAGCUCAAUUUCUCCAAGACCAGCGCAGUCAACAAUGAGCACCGUAAGGACUGUGCGCUGCAGAGCUGCUGCACCUAGCGUGGUGCUACCAGAUGACUCCUCUGGUUGAGAUGGACUGAGUGCGUUCCUGGUUUGUGCUAAUGCCAGAGGCAAGUUCAAUAAUUGCACCUAGCAGUACAGUAAGCUUGAGUCCCCUUUACUUGGGAGUGUAACUUGACCAGCUUCCUCAUUUGGUUACAGUUAUAAGAAAAGCUUUUUGUGUUUUAGGGCUGGUGAUGUGGUGAGGGCAAUUUCUUAGGAGCCCGGGCACCGCUACAGAAGCAUUCCUCUUUCACUGGUCUGCUAAACAUUGCAGCGCUACAGAAAACUGUGACAGCCUGGAGACCCCACACCAGCAGAACAAACUCUGUGCAGCUCUCUCUGCAGUCUCUGGGUCAGCAAACCCGCAAACCUUUCCUAGUGUAAAUAUAUUUUCGGCAAGAUAAUGUAUAUUAUGGAGUAUAUUGAGGACAUUAAAAAAAUCAUGUCAGACCUUCAAACCAUUUUGUAAGCUUUGAGUUCAUCAGUUCACUCUCCCUCCAAAUUAUCCCAAAUCAGUUCUCUGUAAGUGGCUUUGAAUCAUCUCUGGUUUAACAGCAGGUAGGAACUGAGCUAGCUUACAUCAAUGGCUAGGCUUAAUUGUUACAAAUUCGUUUUAAGCUUAUUUGAGGGUGUCACUUUUCCUAUCACCAGUUAAUCGGUACUUACACCAAUAUGAUUUUUAUUACAGCACCAGCAUUUGAAAUUCAUGCUACCACUCUGCCUGAAAAUUAUCUUGUUGCCUUGCGGUGAACCAUGAAGCAAUAAUCGAAUCUAUUUUUGCCCUGUGCUACUGGUUUGAUUUAUUGAUUAGCUGACCUUAUAAACCUUCCCUGCCAGAUUAAGUAAAUACAUUUCUGCUUGCUUGUUAGCAUUUGAAGCACCACUUCUGAUCAUUUUCUUCUCUGCUGGAAGAGACUUGCAAGGUUAUUAGAAGACUUAAGUAGUGUUGACUUAUGGGUUGAACCGCUUCCUUCCCAGACCCCCGUAUCCUCCGUAAUUCUUGGAGAGGUUCUGACACAAAUGCUGAUUCUGCCUAGCACUUAUGGGAAUGUAGACAUC
Phalacrocorax carbo (great cormorant) is the source of this 1947-nucleotide messenger RNA. NCBI's taxonomy places the organism in Eukaryota, Metazoa, Chordata, Aves, Suliformes, Phalacrocoracidae. The record is from RefSeq and is a predicted model, not a curated record.